Messenger RNA from Alternaria ventricosa, 786 nucleotides. RefSeq lists its product as uncharacterized. The transcript has a single exon. The coding region runs from base 1 to 786 and encodes 261 amino acids. Lineage: Eukaryota; Fungi; Ascomycota; Dothideomycetes; Pleosporales; Pleosporaceae. The record is from RefSeq and is a predicted model, not a curated record.
AUGUCAGCUCGACCAUUCCGCUUCCUCGAUCUCCCGGCUGAGUUGCGCUGCAUGGUCUACAAAGCCAUCGAUGUAGCGACAAGGAAAGAGAUUUACAACCCCACGAAGAAGUGCGAGCCCCCCCGCGUCCGCAUGAAACGAGAUGAUGACUUUUCGAACGGCAAUGGUAAACUUGGCCUGUACCGACGCGUAUUGCCGAUGUCAAUCCUGGCAACCUGUCGCCUCGUCAAUCAAGAAGCCUCACCUAUCAUUGCUCAGAAACUCCAGAAAAUGGUGAAGGAGCCAGUGCGUUUUCGUAUGGACUGGGCAGCUGGCAAUUGGAUCCAGGAUAACUUGCACGACUGCCUCACCACUUCACCUGAAGCAGCGCUCGCCGGCGCCAGAUCUUCCGACUCCAUGUGGCAAUUCGUUUACACCUGCAGCUCGUAUCUUGUGGAAAUCGCUCGUUUACGCCCAGCCGACACUGUUUCUGCUGAUGUCGAAGUCACCGUUGCGACAUCCGAAUUGGAUUAUCGUUUCAUGGGAUGGGACCGGGAAUGCAUCUCAAAUUUUGUUCAGGGUCUCUGUCAGGGCUUCGGUAUUCGUUCUAGUAGACAGUUCAAGAAUUUACGUUCCGGCGUCGAUCUUCGUAUCGAUGCUAUAGUCAGCCCACAACAAGAUAAAGGUUUCCGCUUAGACAACUGGAGGAUCGUCGCCGGAAAACCAUCGAAUCACUGGAAUUACGUGGUUCACGAUCUGUCUAGGGACGAUUGGGAACAGCACGUGCAGAUGUUGGAAGAACUCUGA